Molecule: messenger RNA, 1545 nt
Organism: Rhagoletis pomonella (apple maggot)
Lineage: Eukaryota; Metazoa; Arthropoda; Insecta; Diptera; Tephritidae
Exons: 2
Coding region: 40-1212 (390 amino acids)
Source: RefSeq, a predicted model, not a curated record
GGUGCAAUCCCUAAAGCGGCGUCGGCGACAUCAGACCGCAUGGCUAAGCCAGCGGCCUCUGAGGUGCGCCAUUCUGGCACUAAUGUAGCGAUGGGCAGUAGCCAUCCCCAGAAGCACAUUAGUGCAUCAGAAAGGUACUAUCGUACCAGACGGUCAGCCCUCAGAAUCCUGGAGAGACUGAGGGAUAAGAAGCCAGAAGAACUGACCGCAGAAGAGCUGGACUCAAGAAAUUGGGCCGAAAAGUUUAUGGCUGAACACCAGGCGAAAGCCAAACAAGAGUCUGCUCAAGGCAAGCGGAAGUCCUCUAGGGAGCUAAGCUCGGAACCCAAGAGAACAAGGGUAUCCGCCUUUUUAACAGCGGACGAGCUGCAGAAAAGAUCCUUCGCGGACGCGGCGAAGGACACAUUUACCAGGGCUGUGAUAGACCGCAGCUCACUUGAUGGUGCAAUAUCACCACAAAACUGGGACCUGGUCAACAGGCGACUCUGGGCCGUCUAUAAGGAGGUUCUAGGGGAAAACCCAGGACCACCCCCCAGUUGUGCGGACGCCGGUUGGUUCCAAAACCGCGUCAAAUUAACAAGGUGCGCGGACCAGAGAUCCGUCGACCUAUACACCCUGGCCAUCAGUCGCGUAGGCGAGGUCUGGCAGGGUGCACGCCUUGAGGCGAUAAAGCGAGAAGACAUUCCCAAUCGGCCCAGAUCCAGGGCCUGGAUUCCAGACUUCCACACCGACCCACAGGAAGUGCUGGAAUGGAUACGUAUGGGCAACCCCGAGCUACCCACCCACGACUGGAAGGUAGCAAAGAUAGGCGAUGUCGAUGGCAAGCGAAGGUUAGCGGUAAUAGUCCUCAACGAGGAAUCAGUAGAACCGCUAGCCAACCAAAACUGGAGGAUAAAUUAUGGCUUCCAAGCCUUGAACCUCCGUGUUUAUCGGCAGGACGUGUCAGGGAAACAACACCCUACCGACGAAGCGAGCGCAGUGGAAAGUGCUACUGACGACGAAGUGGCAUCCACCUCCGGAAUGGUCGGCGAACUCUUCGAGAGGGUGACUCUAGAAGAGGGGGCGGGGGACCACUCCGACUUUUCCGACACCAUGGUGGAAGGAAAAGGGGAGGAUAUCCUCCCCCUUUCUGACGAAGAGGACGUCAACCGGACUGUGGUUGGCUGUCCAGCAGCAGCACGCGAAACUGAUGGUGGGGAUAGUUCAGAUUAAUCUCCACCACUGCAAGGCGGCCUCAGCCGCACUUCUCCUCCGUCUCGCCGAAAGAGAAGAGGAGAUCGCACUCAUCCAGGAGCCUUGGGUCAUAAAAGAUCGGGUUUGUGGAUUGAAUAUGAAGGGAUACAAGCUGUUCUAUGUAACUGACAAAGUUUAGCGAUGCGGACAACGUCAUCAUAGCAGUGGAAUCAGGCGGAAUGUCUAUUUGGCUGGCUUCCACAUAUAUGGCCCACGACGCAGAAACAUUACCUCCACCACAAUCCUUAAGGAGCGCGGUAAUGGAGGCCUCUAGACGCGGCACUCCGAUGGUCAUAGGAGCGGACGCGAAUG